AUGCCUCCUGCCAACGCGAACGAAACGUACUGUACGUUUACCUUGGCGUCGGAUGUGACCGCUGGUGGUUUGCCAAGUGAAGAGGAGAUUGCCAAAGACUUGGAGUCCAAUGAUACCGCGGUGAAAAAGCACGCGCUCAAGGCCGCCAUUAUGGCCAUGCUGGGCGGUGAAGCGAUGCCUCGUAUUUUGAUGCAAGUGAUUCGUUUCUGCAUCAACUCGGACGACAAGCAAUUGAAGAAGCUGUGCAUGUUGUACUGGGAAGUCGUGCCCAAGUACCAAGAUUUGACGAACGAAGAAUUACUGUCUGGGCAACCCGUACAACGCAAAAUGCUGCCCGAAAUGCUCCUCGUCUGCAAUGCGCUCAUGAACGAUCUCAAUCAUCCCAACGAAUACGUCCGUGGAAGUAUGCUACGAUUCCUAUGCAAAGUCAAAGACGCCGAAAUUCUAGGACCCCUCAUCCCCUCCAUGAAGGCAUGUCUCGAACACCGUCACGCGUAUGUCCGCAAAAAUGCCGCAUUGGCCAUGUUCCACGCGCAUCGCGUCCACGGAGAAACACUCUUACCGGAUGGACCCGAUCUCAUGGUCUCCUUUCUAGCGGGAGAGACGGAUCUGGCAUCGAGACGCAAUGCCUUUCUCAUGCUUUUCAACGAACAGGAAGAACUCGCCAUUGAAUUUCUGGCUCAUCAUUUGGCGGAUGUCCCUUCGUAUGGAGAUGGAUUUGCCUUGCUCGUUUUGGAACUCACCCGUCGAGUCUGUCGUCGAGAUCCUACACAAAAAUCACGAUUUGUCCGAGUCUUGUUCCAAAUGCUCAGUUCUCCCAGUCCUGCCGUGUCCUACGAAGCGGCAUGGACACUGGUGUCGCUGUCGAGUGCCCCCACGGCGGUUCGAGCAGCUGCAUUGACGUACACUACUCUACUCAAUGGACAUCAAAACGACAACAAUGUCAAAAUGAUUGUACUCGAACGACUCGAAGGACUCAAACACAAGGGACACGCCAAAAUCUUGCAAGAACUGCUCAUGGACGUACUCCGCGCAUUGUCGUCGCCCAAUCCCGAUAUUUGUCAAAAAGUCAUUCAAGUUGCCAUGGAUGUCGUCACGGCACGCAAUGUCAAUGAUGUUGUUGGUAUUUUGAAAAAGGAAGUACAAAAGACACUCCAGGAAUCCGACAAUAAUACCGCACACGAUUUUGGAGCCAGUGGCAAGGGAGCCGUCUAUCGACAAAUGCUCAUUCGGGCCAUUCAUUCCUGUGCCGUCAAAUUUCCGCAAGUGGCCGAAUCGGUUGUGCAUACACUCAUGGAUCUACUCUCGGCGGCAGGAGCCGAUGGAUCCAAUGAUGGUGGAACUGGCAUGCAAGUGGCGAUCUUUGUACGAGCCAUUGUCGAACAAUAUCCCGAUUUGCGUUUGGGGCUCUUGCAAAAGUUGUUGCAGAAUUUGGAUGAAAUCGCAUCGAACGAUGUACUCUGUGUCUGCUGUUGGAUUUUGGGUGAAUACAGUGAACAAAAGGAUGGGAUGAUUACCGAAUCGUUCGAUACCAUUGCCGAACAACUUGGAGAACCACCAUUUGUGCUCAUGGCAGCUUCCGACGACGCCAACAACAAUGCCAGUGGUACCGACGGUGACACACCCAAGUUGGUGACCAAAAAUGUCGUCUUGAGUGAUGGAACCUACGCCACCCAGACAGUCUACUCGGAAACCACCAAAUCCUCGUCCGCACUCGACAAGACACCGGCACUGCGCAAAAUGAUUGCUGCCGGAGAUGUCUUUUUGGGAGAAAUUCUUGCCGCCGCAUUGACCAAGUUGUGUCUGCGGGCCAAACAAUCCGAGGGAUUCGAUCCCGUCGCGCUCAAGAACAUGACCGUCAAGACAUGUCUCAUUCUCUGUGGAUUGGUCAAAAUGGCCGAAGUCACCGUGUCGGCGCAACGUUCCAGUUGGAUGGAUUGUCAGGAACGAUUGACGCUCUGUGCGCGUGCAUUGCUCGACCCCAAGGCCGAAGAGCUCUUGAGCAAGACUUUUUUGGAAGAUGGCAAGGCUCGAUUUGGCGAAUUCCUCAAGGAGCUCAAGGAAAAGGAGAAGGAUGCCCUCAAGGAACUCGAGACGGAAGAAGACAAGGAGGCUGCCAACAAACCCAAAUCGCAAGCCGACGAUCUGAUCCACUUUCGACAAUUGCGUAGCAUAUCCACCCUGGGCGGCGGAGAAAUGGUGGAUCUGGACGAUGGGGGUGAUCUGGCACGAGCCACGGGAUAUGACAAUGCGGGUAAUAUGUUGUCGCAAGAGCUGUCGCACGUCUAUCAGUUGAGUGGCUUUGCCGAUCCUGUCUAUGCCGAAGCCUUGGUGACGGUGCAUGACUACGAUAUCGUGUUGGAGAUUCUCGUCAUGAACCGCACUCCCAACACCUUGGCCAACUUGACAGUGGAGUUGUCCACCAUGGGUGACAUGAAGAUUGUCGAACGUCCUCAGGCACACACUAUUGGACCGCUGGAUCAAAUGACGAUUCGUGCCAGUAUCAAGGUCAGCUCCACCGAGACGGGUCACAUUUUUGGAACCAUUGUGUAUGAAGAUACGGCCAGCGGUGAAAAGAAGUAUAUUCAUCUCAACGAUAUUCACAUGGAUAUCAUGGACUACAUUCGUCCUGCCACCACCACCGAUGAGAUGUUCCGCAACAUGUGGGCCGAAUUCGAAUGGGAGAACAAGGUAGCCAUUUCAACCUCCAUCACCAGUCUCUUGGAGUUUUUGAGCCACAUUGUCAAGUCCACCAAUAUGCGCUGUCUAACCCCACACGACGAGAACGAGAAGGGCUCUUUCCUAGCUGCCAACUUGUAUGCUCGAAGUGUCUUUGGUGAAGAUGCCCUGGUUAAUGUGUCAGUAGAGAAGAAGGACGACAAUGACGGCAAGUUGGCAGGUUACAUCCGUAUCCGAUCAAAAACACAAGGAAUUGCUCUGAGUCUGGGAGACAGAAUUACCUCAGUUCAGCGAGGGUUGUCGGAGGCCAAGUAA
Messenger RNA from Seminavis robusta, 2994 nucleotides. Lineage: Eukaryota; Bacillariophyta; Bacillariophyceae; Naviculales; Naviculaceae. The record is from the annotation of a GenBank genome assembly.